Messenger RNA from Morone saxatilis (striped sea-bass), 4469 nucleotides. Its product is annotated as deleted in malignant brain tumors 1 protein-like. Gene Ontology annotation, cellular component: membrane. The transcript is spliced from 17 exons. NCBI's taxonomy places the organism in Eukaryota, Metazoa, Chordata, Actinopteri, Moronidae. The record is from RefSeq and is a predicted model, not a curated record. The coding region runs from base 182 to 3994 and encodes 1270 amino acids.
CCUCUCCCAAUGAGUCAUAUUGACAAUAAGAUGAGGGACAAGAACUGGUUCUGUCGAGUCACACGUUUGUGAAAGGACAAACCUUGGUGGACUCAGUGGAGAUCCUCAUAUCAUAAUUAUUCUCACAUGCCAAAAACUGCAUCAACCCUUUUAAGCAUUUGACCAACUUUGAAGACACAAUAUGGUCUUCAUUUCUGCUGAAAAACUCAAUUUUGUUUGUUAUCUGUCACUAGGUCUUCUGAGUCUACCACUGCUUACAGAAUGUAAUGGGAAAAUUAGGCUGGUGGGUGGCAGGCCAGAGUCACGUUGCUCUGGUAGAGUGGAAAUCUACCACAGGGACAAGUGGGGAACGGUGUGUGAUGAUCAGUGGAGCAUUAUCAACGCUGAAGUGGUGUGUCGAGAGGUAAACUGUGGGACAGUUCUUGAGGCCAAAAAAAGUGCUUUUUUUGGAGAGGGCAAGAAUGACAUCUGGUUGGAUGACGUGCAGUGUGUUGGUCAUGAGUCGUCCAUCCUCAAGUGUGAACACAGAGGAUUUGGGGUAAAUAACUGUGGCCAUGGUGAAGAUGCUGGGGUUAUCUGCUCAGAAAAUGUGAGAUUAAUCAAUGGAAGCAAUCGGUGUAACGGCAGAGUGGAGGUCUACCAUGACGGCCACUGGAAACGACAAUGCAACAGCCAGUGGAGCAAGAAAGAAGCUGACGUGUUGUGCAAAGAGAUUAACUGUGGGGAGUCACGCACACAAACCGAAGUGCUGCAUUUUGGAGGGGGAUUUGGCCUAGGUGGAAUCAAAACCACCUGUUCUGGAAAUGAGAGUUAUAUUUCUGAGUGCAACCGUCAAGAAUUCAGUGAGAGUUGUGUUGAUGCCACGGUUGUAUGUUCAGGCAGUAAACCAAUCCGGCUGGUGAAUGGGACUAAUCGGUGUAACGGCCGAGUGGAACUCUAUUAUAAUGGACAGUGGGGAACAGUUUGUGAUGACAGAUGGGGCAUGCAGGAAGCAGUAGUUGUAUGCCGAGAGAUGAACUGCGGGAAUGCUCUCACGGUCAAGUACAAGGCCUACUUCGGCAGAGGUCGGGAUCAGGUUUUGUUGGACGAUGUUGAUUGUACUGGUCAUGAGAAAUCCAUUUCUGACUGCCCGCACAGAGGUUUUGGAGAACAUGACUGUGACCACAAUGAGGAUGCCGGUGUUGUAUGUUCAGACACAGUGAGAUUUUUGAAUGGGACUGACCGCUGCUCUGGCAGAGUGGAGGUCUUCAACAAAGGCCGAUGGGGGAAGAUUUGUACUAAUAGUUGGAGCCCUGAACAGGCUACAAUGGUGUGUAAGGAACUUGAUUGUGGAGCUCCGAAAAAAAUCCAAGAACAUUUUUUUGGUGACAGCGGACUGAUUGGGUUUAGAAGUACAUGCCCUAGCAAUGCGACCAUGAUGUCCCACUGUACAUUUCAAGACCAGGCGAGUUGUGAUGGUGUUUCUCUUUCAUGUGCAGGUGUUUCACCGAUAAGGCUUGCCAAUGGCACUGACCGAUGCUCUGGUAGAGUGGAGAUUCAGCAUGACGGCCAUUGGGGAACAGUGUGUGAUGAUGAUUGGGACAUGAGAGAUGCCCAGGUGGUGUGCAGAGCCAUGGACUGUGGAGCACCUCAGGCAGUCAAACUUAGUGCCUUCUUUGGUCAAGGCAACGGAGACAUCUGGAUGGAUGAUGUCGGCUGUGUCGGUAACGAGACGUCCCUUCUUCACUGCCAACAUCCCACCCUUGGAGAAAAUAACUGUGGCCAUGGCGAGGAUGCCGGGGUGGUGUGCUUAGCUAAUAUUAGACUUGUUAAUGGGAAAGACCAGUGCUCAGGCAGGGUGGAGUUCUUCUAUGAUGGACAUUGGUCAACGGCAUAUAAUGAUACUUGGGGAAUGAAUGAAGCUGCAGUGGUGUGCAGGGAGAUGAACUGUGGAGAUGUUUCUAAAUUCUCUGGAUCAUUUGGUCAACAAAGAGAACUGGCAGGGUAUCAGGUCAGGUGUAACGGCAGAGAGAGCUCUCUCACACAGUGCACAGUGACUACCAGAACCAGUCGUGCUGGAGCAGCCGCUGUCGAAUGUACAGGCAAUGUGAAGUUGGCCGGUGGGCCAAAUGCUUGUGUUGGAAGAGUGGAGUUCUAUGACAAAGGCCAGUGGGGGACUGUGUGUGGUGAAACCUGGGAUGUGAAUGAUGCUGCGGUGGUGUGCAGACAGUUGGACUGCGGCAAGGCUCAUAAGAUUACCAUCAAUACUGAGUAUGGCCAAGGCUCAGGACAGACCGGGAUUGAUAUAAUUGACUGCAACGGACGCGAGUCAACCCUGGCUCAGUGCCAACAAAGAGCAUUUAGAAACAAAGUUUGCAACGCAACCUCAGUUGGUGGUGUUGUCUGUCAAGGAAGUUUGGAGGUCCGGUUGGCUGAUAGUAGCGAUGAGUGCUCUGGCAGAGUAGAGGUCCGUCAUGGCAAUGUGUGGCAAACGGUGUGUGACACAGAGUGGACCUUGAGCAAAGCUCAGGUGGUGUGUGACAAGCUGGAAUGCGGAAAUGCAAUGAGUGCUCCAAUAGGUGCCCAUUUUGGCCCUGGCAGUGGAUCAAUAGUGACAGCGAGCAAUUCAUGCUUUGACAAUGGGACAUCUCUUGAGCAGUGCUCACUCAAAGGUUUCCAAAGCUCAACGUGUGCACAUGUGCAAGAUGCUGGUGUUGUCUGUGCAGCACAGCUUCGGGUGGUCGGUGGCUCAGGUCAAUGCUCCGGAAGAGUGGAGGUUCUCUAUAAAGGCCAGUGGGGAACUGUGUGUGAUGAUGAAUGGGGAAUGACCAAUGCUGAUGUGGUAUGUAGACAGCUUGGUUGCGCUCAUGCAGUUUCUGCUCCUUUAUCUGCCCACUUUGGUAGAGGCACUGGUCCAAUAUGGCUGGAUAAUGUGAUGUGUUCAGGCUCAGAGCUUGCUCUCUCACAUUGUACCCAUCCGCUUUUUGGAGAGAAUAACUGCGGGCACGGUGAAGAUGCUGGCGUUAUCUGUUUAGGUGCUCUACAGAAGCCCCAAAUAACCUUGAGUCCUGCUCCAGAAGUAAACUGGGGUGACAAAGUUGAAAUCACCUGCUCUAUACAAUCAGAACAGUUAGGUGGGACUUUUGUCCUGAAAAAGCAAGACGAAGGAUCAUUUAAAAUGGAGAAAUACUCUGAAAACGAAGCUGCAACCUUUACCUUCCCUACAGUGGACUUCAAACACAGGGGGUCAUACUUCUGUGAAUAUCAUAAGAAACUGCCCAAUGAAGUCAUCUAUUAUCCUCAAGGAAAUAUUGCUGAGCUCUCUGUCCUAGUGAAAUUGGAGAAGCCCACCAUCUCCUUGACGACUCCCCAUGCAAUGGUGAUCUACAGCCCAGAGAAAAUAUCGGUCACCAAAGGCAACACCUUCUCUAUGACUUGCUCUACUCAUUCCAGAUAUUCUGGAGGUUCCUUCUAUCUAACAAAGUCAAACAGCACCACUGAAGUAAAGUCAGCAAUUGGCUUCAAUAUCUACUACAUGGCAGCCUUUGACAUCCCUGAAAUAGAUUUUCAACAGCAAGGAGACUAUACCUGUAUCUUCGCUGUUAACAUCUCCUCUAGGUCCUUCUCUUCGGUUCCCUCGAGGUCACUCCAAGUCACUGUAGUCUCCGCCUCAUCCUCUUCAGUUGUCGCAGGAGUUAUGGGAGGGCUAGUGGUGGUGCUGCUUCUGCUGGUUGUAGGUUUCUUGGUCUGGAGGAGGAGAUGGCGGUUUGCUAGCACCAUGGUUCAGUUCAGUAACACGUUUGGAGGAACAAUAAAAGAAAAAGAUGAAGAUGAGAGAACCAAUGCAGCAUUUGAUGGAAGAGCCCACAAUACUCAAGUGAAGGAGCAUGAACCCAGUCGCGGCCCAGAAGACAAGAAGGCUGAUGUCGAUACUGAUAACUCUGUUGAGAGGGUCCCUGAAGACCUGGCUGGGAGAGUGUGUUAUGAGCUUGAACCUCUUGUGAUAACCAACUGACUCAAAGAAUAACCUAUGUCAUGUGGUUUCACUAAAUUAAAGAGCAACAUAACACAGAAAGUAAGAUUUUCAGCUCGGGUUCAGUUGCUCUUUAAGGCCAUAGGAACAUUAGGGACCUGUUUUUUACACCUCUUUUUAAGUAAACAAUUAUUCAGAAAUCUACCAACUUUGCAUUUCCUCAACUAGAUUUUGUGUCAUUUGCUUUAGAAAAUCAUAUUUAGAAAUUAAACCGAGCAGAAAUUGAAAAUAAUUAAGUAAUUUUAAAUAACAUACCGGUAAAAGUUUGCUUGUGGCAUUUAUUUUCAUACUUAUUCCUGUGGUGAUUUUUAUUUUCCUGGGAGAUUCUGACAAUCACAAUAAAGUACACUGACCUGUAUACUGAACAUACUGAUUACAUUGUCUUUGUGUUGCAUUAUAAUUAGCUUUUUUUAGUGUAUGUGAGUGCUUAUCAAUAAAUUUGUAUUUCCUACACUUA